GCAUUCACCCCUCGUGCAGUGGACUCCCCCACCUCCCCCUCCUACCAUCUGUUUGUUUUCUUUUUUGGCUUUCGGUAGAAGCUUUUAUUUAGACAAAUCAGCGUGAAUUUCUCGAGAAGUUCGUGAUCAAACUCAACCCCAGCCGUCCGAUUUACCAAUUCUUUUUCUCCACAAGAAACCCAUCUCACUCCUUUUCUGCCUCCUUCCAGUUCGUUGCCUCUCUGAAUCUGUGUUGUUAGCUUUUCCCUCUCCAGAAUUGGCAGCCAAGCUUUUCCGGCCAAAUUCUUGGUCGGAGGCAUAAGGCCUGGGGAGGGGAGGGGAGGGUGAGCUGAACUUUGGUGUUGGUAGGUAGAUGCUCUAAAUGGGUUGCUUUAGUUCUAAGGCAAGGCGGCAGUUUCCUGGACACGAGGAUCCAGUGAGUCUUGCUUCGCAAACAGCUUUUACUGUUAGUGAAGUUGAAGCACUCUUUGAGUUAUAUAAGAGUAUCAGCAGUUCUGUGAUUGAUGAUGGGUUGAUAAACAAGGAAGAAUUUCAGCUAGCCAUUUUCAAGAAUAGAAAGAAAGAAAAUCUCUUCACAAAUCGGAUAUUUGAUCUAUUUGAUGUUAAACGGAAGGGUGUGAUUGACUUCACUGACUUUGUGAGAUCACUCAAUGUCUUUCAUCCCAAUGCCUCGCUAGAAGACAAAAUUGACUUUUCAUUCAAGCUUUAUGAUUUGGAUAGCACGGGCUUUAUUGAGCGCCAAGAGGUCAAACAAAUGUUGAUUGCACUUCUUUGUGAAUCUGAAAUGAAGCUGGCUGAUGAGACCAUUGAGAUAAUUCUUGAUAAGACUUUCUUGGAAGCUGAUGUCAAUCAAGAUGGGAAGAUAGACAAGUAUGAAUGGAACAAUUUUGUCUCAAAGAAUCCAUCAUUACUAAAGAUAAUGACUCUCCCCUAUCUUCGGGAUAUUACUACCACAUUUCCAAGUUUUGUAUUUAAUUCUGAGGUUGAUGAGAUUGCGACAUGAGAAGCAAUAGCUUAGAAAGGUUAUGCAUUAGUGUUUAAUUUAGUUCCUUGUAGUUUUUAUAUUAACUAUAUCAACUAGCUCUCAAAGAAAGUCACCUCAAGAAAAAAAAACAAAAAAGAAACUGAAUGAAAUCGGAAUAUAUUGAUGGAAGGGGAGAGAGCUGCUAUCUGCGUUUGGGUACAAAGAAAGUCACCUCAGUAGUAGUUUCUUUUUGGUUUGAUUGUAAAGCACCUUCCAUGUAAUGGAUUUUUUUUGGCCAUUUUUUAUUUUGGCCGUUUUGUA
Molecule: messenger RNA, 1285 nt
Organism: Pyrus x bretschneideri (Chinese white pear)
Lineage: Eukaryota; Viridiplantae; Streptophyta; Magnoliopsida; Rosales; Rosaceae
Product: calcineurin B-like protein 1
Exons: 9
Coding region: 362-1003 (213 amino acids)
Biological process (GO): calcium-mediated signaling
Molecular function (GO): calcium ion binding; kinase binding
Source: RefSeq, a predicted model, not a curated record